AUAUUCGAUAAUAUUGGCAAAUUUCAAUCAUUUCAGUUGAUAUUGUCCGCAGCAAAAUGCGUUGUCUUGCUUUUCUUCUAAUCUCGUUGGACCUAAUAAAAGCAAGAGAAUCGGGUGAUUGUGGUGUGAAAGGGGAUCAACUGCAAUGUUGCGACAAUUACAUGUUAAAGAACGGAACGUGUAUCGAAUGUCCACCUGGUAAAUUUGGCGAAAGCUGCUCGGAAAAUUGUCCAGAUGGGUACUAUGGAAAGUUCUGUACCAGUAAGUGCACUUGCUCUGAGGGAGAUAUUUGUCACUACGAGAAAGGCUGCAUCCAGAGUCCAGAACGUUCUAAAGCAAACUAUGAUGAUUGUUUACAGAACGAACCGAGGAUGGGGAACAGAAGCUGUUGCGUGAACGAGAGAACUGUGGGAAAUCAAUGUCAAGAGUGUUGGAGAGGGCGGUAUGGCAAAGACUGUAAAUACCCAUGUCCUAUACGUAGAUAUGGGCGAUUCUGUCUGGGGACGUGCAACUGUACAAUGAAUGAAAUCUGUAACCGAGAGACGGGUUGUAUAGAUACAACAGAUGCUACGACGAGUAAAAGCCCGGAUGUAGAUCAUGAAAACACCACAGGAAGUUUUGCAGAUAUGAAACAAGGAUUAUCUGAGAAAUCCUUCUUGAUUGUUAUCAUGGGUGUCAGCAUUGGGAUAAUUGUCACUGGCAUAGUGGGGAUUGUUGUACUAAAGAGAUUGACAAUGUUCAGAUGUGGGGAGACAGUUUCUAAAGAGCAUAAAGAUAAGCGUUUGCCAAGCAGGGACGAGCUUACAGCGACAGCGUUAUCGUCGACAACCAUUACCGACCACAGAGAAAACCCAGCAGUGAAAGUGUCUAAUGAACCUCGUCUGACAUCAACAAAGAGCCGCACAUUAGGUCCUAGUACAUAUAGCACAUUGCAGAAUCCCUCAAGUUCACAAGACCUCAAAAACACGAACAAGCAAAAAAGACCCAUGCUUAUAUUGGAAGAAAGUUGCACGCAUCGAAUGAAUGGGAAAGCAUCCACCUUGCCAAUAUCUGGAUUAAAAGAAACAAGAGUUCCAUUUAACAUCCAAGAUAGGCGACCAAGGGAGGAUUAUUUGGAGGAAAUGCAAUCAGAAAUUUUGAAACCUGAAGGGGGAAUACUAACCUUUGAGACUGAUGUCGAGAGUAAAAAAUAUAAUCGUUCAAAAUACACAAUUGAUAAUGAGAUCAGGGUAAAUUGUGAACUGCACGAUUUUGUUUCUACAAAGAAUGAAACACCCAAAACGUCUGACGAUCUGAACUCCAACAGAUAUAGCCUAGUGAAACGCAUGUAAGGUUCCGUUGUUAUUCUCUACACAUUGGAGGACUUUCACAGCAAUGUAUUUUCAAGGAUAAAAUGUCCUAGUGCGAAUUUGGGAGCAAAUCUGGUUUUGGAAUUCUAUGUAAAUUAAAAAAAAUGUUUUCAAAGGAGUAAGACCUUUAUUAUAUAUAUGCAUUGCAUACAUUAAAUUUCAUACAUUUGACAAUA
Molecule: messenger RNA, 1525 nt
Organism: Ostrea edulis (European flat oyster)
Lineage: Eukaryota; Metazoa; Mollusca; Bivalvia; Ostreida; Ostreidae
Product: multiple epidermal growth factor-like domains protein 10
Exons: 10
Coding region: 57-1331 (424 amino acids)
Source: RefSeq, a predicted model, not a curated record